Molecule: messenger RNA, 3776 nt
Organism: Solea senegalensis (Senegalese sole)
Lineage: Eukaryota; Metazoa; Chordata; Actinopteri; Pleuronectiformes; Soleidae
Product: myocardin-related transcription factor A-like
Exons: 18
Coding region: 29-3718 (1229 amino acids)
Biological process (GO): smooth muscle cell differentiation
Source: RefSeq, a predicted model, not a curated record
AUAUACUUGUGUUCCUCGCCCUGGUGAAAUGGUCUGGUGUUCAGGCACUAACAUGAAAACCGACAGAGAUAAAAAACCAAGGUACGUCUACAAGCCUCUCAGAAACGACCAUAAAGACCAGGUUUUGAGAGAGAAACGAGAAGCAGAUGCCUCCAGUCCUCAGCAUGAAGCCGUGGCCAGUGAGCUGCAAGACUUAUCUCUGCAUCCCACCUCCAGCUUGCCGCCAAUUAGAGAGAGGAGCGGCGUUCUCCAGCUGAAGCUGCAACAGAGAAGGACCAGAGAAGAGCUGAUCAACCAGGGAAUCAUGCCACAUACGUCAGCGGAGCCAUCACUGCAGGCCAAGCAGCUGCAGCUAAAGAAAGCUCGCCUCGCUGAUGACUUGAACGUUAAGAUCUCCCACCGACCCGGGCCCAUGGAGCUGGUCCACAAAAACAUCCUGCCUGUUCACUCCAGCAUUAAACAGGCCAUCGAGACCCAGUUUCCAAAGGCUCCAGGUGAAAACUCAUCAUGUGACGAGGACAGCAAUGACAGCCUGUCUCCAGAACAGCCAGUAGGACAGGACUCGCCUCUGGGUGUGGGACCUCUGCCCUCUCUACCAGAGACGCUGGCUGAGCGCAGCAUCCCCUCUCCCUCACAGGUCCCUCCUUCAGCUCCUCUGCUGCCUUCGCUUUCUGGAUCCUCCCCGCCAUGGAAGCAGACGAAUGGAGCAGUGACACCGUCCGCCCAGAAUAUCCACGUCACCUCUCAGAUCACCUCGCUGCCUAAAUCAAGUUCUCAUUGCUCUGGACAAAAACACAAGAAAUCCAAGGACAACAAACCAAAGAUCAAGAAGUUAAAGUACCAUCAGUACAUCCCGCCAGACCAGAAGGGAGAUAAAGAGCCUCUUCCCCAUCUGGACUCAUCUUAUGCCAAAAUUCUGCAGCAGCAGCAGCUUUUCCUGCAGCUCCAGAUCCUCAGUCAGCAGCAGCAGCAGCAGCAGCAGCAGCAGCAGUAUAACUACCACACCAUCCUGCCUGCACCACCCAAUCUUCAGGAGAAUCAGCAGCCGACUUCCUCUUCAAAUUCCAGGACCACCUCCUCCCCGCCUCAGCCCCUCGCCGCCCCCUCUGUCGGUCACAGUAGUCAAAGUCUGCCUUCUUUAGAUGGAACCAAACCAGUGUCUCUACCUCUGAACCUGGAUGAGAUGAAGGUGGUUGAACUGAAGUCGCAGCUGAAGCUCCGCAGUUUGCCAGUGUCUGGCACCAAACCUGACCUCAUUGAGCGGCUGAGGACUUACCAGGAACUGAAUGGAGGCAGUGACAGUUUCUCCUCUCCAACAGCAGGGGGUACCACAGGGUCAGGGUCUGAAGGAGCAGGAAGGUCCUCACAAAAUGCUGCUGCAGGCAACAACAACGACAACAACAAUGUGUCACUACAGCAACCAUUUCAGUGCCUUCAGACAUCCUCUCUGACAGGCCACUCAGCUACUCCUCAGCAGCUGUUGAACUGUAGUGUGAAGGUCUCCCCACCAACCCCACCCCUGACCCUCUCUGACCACCCGUCAGCCACCAGCAGUCCAGAAGACACCAGCUUUAACAGCGAUCCUUUGAGCGAUAUGAUGAGGUCACCUCUGAGCCAGCUGAGUCUUCAGCCGUGCUCACCUGCUCAGCUGCCGGUGAACAUUAAAGACGAGCUCGCGUGCUCCACUCCUGCUCCGUGCCCGUUCUCACUGAAGCCGGCGACUCUGGAGAAACACUGCCUGGCCUCAAACCGCGCCUCCACCACUACGACAACAGCCCCACUACUGACGAUUGACAAAGACAGGAUGCUGCAGGAGAAAGAUAAGCAGAUCCAGGAGUUGACCCGGAUGCUGAGGCAGAGUCAGAGGCUGGUGGAUCUGCUGAGGAUGCAACUGGAGCAACGGAAGAGAGCAACUCGAGUUUCUGAGCCGGUACUUCUUGUAAGAGUAAAACAAGAACCCUCUGAUCAUCCUAGUGUCCCACUCUCCUCUGGUCAUCCUUCACCCCACCCUCAAAAUGUGUCUCUAUCAAGUGACACGAUUUUCACUAAGGUUAAUGUCAAACAUGAGGUCACCGAGGCAGCGAAAACUAUGCAACCACUGGACUCUCAGGAGUUACAACAGACUUACCCUCAAACUCAGGAGACACCGGAGCAGAUUCGACCACACGCCGAACCACAGAAGAAACACGUACGACACAACUGUCUCCAGCAGAAGACGCUGCAGCUGGUCCAGCAGCAGGCCAUACAGAAGCUCCUGCUGCAGCAGCAGCAACAGCAGAACAUGCAGAACACUAACCACGUACUGGAGAAUCAACAGAACCUGCAGAGGCUCUCGCAGCAGCGGAAGAAGAAAUCUCACAAGCAGCAGCUCAAACAGCUGCAGAAGCAUCAACAGUCCAAGCACCUGCAGCAGCAGAUGCAGCUGAAGCAACAGAUCCUGACGACACAGCAAAAAACACUCUUACAGCAGCAGCAGCAGCAGCAGCAGCAGCAGCAGCACGCGUUUCAGCCACCGCAGCAAAUCCAGAUGCAGACCACGAUGCAUUUGAAGCAACAGCAGGUAGUGAUGCAACAGAAACAGAAGCUGGCGCAGCAACAGUCUCCACAGGAUUGUAUCAAAGAGCAGCCGGGCUCAGCCGGCUGUUUCCUGCCUCUUUUUAAGAGCGACUCCACCCAAGCCUUGGUCACAGACAGCAAUGGUAACCACUUCCUGAUUACACUGGGCAAUCCUGUCACUGAGAACCAUAGGAGAGAGCCACCUGAGGGCAAAGCGAACGGUCACGUCACUCUCCAGCGAGCACAGUCCACUCCAGCCAAGCUCUUCGGUCAUAACCCUGCCCAUCGUCUCAGUGCUGAUAUUCAGCAGUCUGAACACAGGAUGCACCUGGAUGUUACGAAACAACAAAACCUGAAGGAUGGAGGUCUUCAGUUAUCUGCAGACCAAACACAGCAGGUCGCUGCUCAGUGUUUGUCUGCACCACCCAGCAUUCAGCCUUUCUUCAAGGACCAAGAAAGUGCUCACAACUCAUCACCCGCCUCUCCAAAUGAGGUCUGCUCGAGUCUGGACGUCUUGUUUAGUCCUGUGUCUCCGGCUGCUUCGUCACCUGAUAACAAAGAUACAGAGCAUGAAGAUGAUUUUAUUGACAUCAUUUUGCAGACGGGAGGAAUUUCAUCCCCCUUCAAACCAAUGACAAACUCACCUUUGGACCAUCUCAGUCAAAACUCCUCCCCUCCGCCCUCCCCGCUCCAGCUGUUGCUUUCUUCCCCCAUCCCACACGGCCGUGACACCCCCCAGCCCACUCCCUUGGCGCAGCCUCAGCUCCAGACUCUGGUUGACACCAUCGAGGAGGAGAGGCAGCACCUCAGUAACGGUGGGAGUGGACGCCUGGAGGACUUCCUUGAGAGCACCACAGGUAAGCCUCUCCUGGGGGUGGAGCCUGGAGGCCUGUUGACUUUGAUCGAUGACCUCCACAGCCAAAUGCUGUGCACCCCCAGCAUUCUGGACAAUCCGCCGUCUCCCAUGGACACCUUUGACAUGGUAGCUGAGGACGAGCACGUCCUGGAUAGUAUGGAUUGGUUGGACCUCACUGUGGGAAGAGAGAGCAGUGAAGAGAGCCCUACACUGGACCCAUUGGGCCCCCAAACGCCACCUAGUGUCUUUUCCACAGACUUUCUGGACAGUUCAGACCUGCAGAUUCACUGGGACUCCUGCCUGUAGCCAAAUGGCGUAUUUCCCCCGGCUCGCCUCGCCUCGGCACGGUUAAGUUGCGUUUCCA